AUUGGUCAGGGAUGAAGGCGCGCGGGCUUCGCGUGGGCCCGCUAGUCGCACGCUGAGGAGAUACCGAGUCUCUCUGAGGGGAUCCCGGGCCUCACCGGGGUCCCUGACCUCACGGACCUUCCGGGUCGCUUAGCUGUCUCAGGGCCUGCUGAGUCUGCGUUUCCGCAGGCCCGGAGUCGGCGACAGUUGCUCUUUUCGUUCGGUCGCCGGUUCGAUGGGAGAGCCUCCUGGGAAGCUCCUCAGCUGUGAGGAGAAGAAAAAGUUAAAAAAAAAAUUAGCAUUCUUGAAAAGAGAAUACAACAAGACACUGGCACGCCUCCAGCGUGCCCAAAGGGCUGAGAACCUUAAGCAUUCUUUUAAGACAAUAGAAGGACCUGACUGCUUGCCCCAGCAGGACGUUUCACCACAGCUAAACCACUCAGAAUCUAAAAAUAAAGAAUCACCUUGUGACAAAUUACAGAUCAAUUCUCAUCUUGACAACAAAACUGGAGAAAAGACAUCUAUCACCAUUGAUGUUGAGCCUGAGUCCUUCAACCCUAUAGAGGGCCCAGAAAAAGGAUCGUGUAUUCAAGGAAUAGUUGAUCUACAAGAACAUUUUCCCUGCAGAGUCAGUGGUUCUGAUGAUGAAAAAAGGCAGAGUAAGCUGCCAGGGAGAACAAAGAAGCAGCAGAAGAGAAUAUUAUUUUCACAGGAGAGAGAAUGUUUCAUUAAUACUGAUUCACUUGUACUCUCUGGAAAAAGACUAAAGGAACAAGAAGAAAUUAAUAGCAAAAAUCAUAGGUCACUAGUAACUGAAAUAACAACUCAUUCCUCAAGUCUUAAGUCUAAAAUUACAGAUUCUUCAGCACCAGUUACAGAAACUAGUGGAGGAAAUUUAUUAAUUCCACCUACUGCCAAACCAGAAAGAGAUGCUGAUACACUUUUAAGAGGAUAUAAUUUUCCCAAAGAGACUACAGUUCCUAUGCAUAUUCCAUCAGAUGGCAGUAGUAGCCAGCACCUUGAACAUAUGCCUCCCACAAGUAACUGUGAACUUAAUACUCAAGGCUUAAAAUGUGUUAGCCCUGCUUCAUCUAUACACUUGGAGGCACAAAAUAAAAAAAUGACUGUCUUUAUGGAUAACCCAGUGGCAAAUAAAGCUCUAAGUACAAGCAGCCAGCUGCCUAGUUCUAACUUAGAGGCAGAUAAUUCAUGUCCUAGAGAUGACUUUACUUAUAAUAACUUACCAGCAAAUGAAAACCAAAAAUUAAAAGAACAAAAUCACACAGAAAAAUCUUUAAAAUCUCCGAGUAUCACUCAGGAUGGUAGAAAUAAAAUUCUUCAGGAAAAUGAGGUUCUAAGUCAAUCUAAGAGUCUUAGCCUAGAUGCAAUCGAUUCUGUUAAUACAGAAAACCAAACACAUUCUUGUACAAUGCUUGAAGGCCUUCUAUUUCCAGCAGAAUAUUAUGUUAGAACAACACGACACAUGUCAAAUUGCCAGAGGAAAGUAGCUGUGGAUGCUGUAAUUCAGAGUCAUUUAGGUGCUAGGAAAAAAGGGUAUAAAAAUAAAAAUAAAACAACUAAAGAUUUAAACCUUUCCAGUGAAGAAAUGGACCAAAGUGAAAUGUCUGACACAUGCACAGGACAACAUAGUUUAAGAAGUCCUUCCCAAAAACUUCUCUCAUUAGCUGAAGUCAACCCUCCUAUUGGAUCCACUGAAGAUAAUGACUUUUCCAGGAAGGCAGUUAGCCAGACAACUGUUAGAUAUACAGGAAAAAGAAAAUCAACCUGCACUCCAGAAUUAGAUCAUUGUGAACCGCUUUUGCCCACUUCCAGUGCAUUAGAUAUUAACAGCUCCAAGAAAGAAACUACCUUGCACAGAUACCAGAAUGAACAAGCAAUCAUUCAUGGAGAGGAAAGUCACUGUCAAAAAGAGGACUGCCUUUCUUCUAGUAAUUUAGCUUUGGAAGAUGAUGCAUUCAAUGCUCCAUUUCAUAAGAAUGAAAUACUAUGUUUAAAGGAAUUGCCAUCUUUUCUCAAUAUCACAGAUUUCCAGUUACCUGAUGAAGAGUUUGGGCCUCUAAAGCUUGAAAAACUGAAGUCCUGCUCAGUAAAACCAGUGGGGCUGUUUGAACCAAAAACAUUUGAAGAGAGGCCUCUUAAGGAGGCAAAUUGCAUUGUUCUGAAGGAAAUGACUCCUGAACAAAUAGACACAGAAAUAGAGGACUUCAAAGAGGAACUUACUGUUCCUCCAGCAAAAUCACAUUCUAAAGUGGUAAACUUAAGACGCCAGCGUACAAAGACAGGUCUUUCUUCAUCCAUAUUACUUUUCACACCUUUAAAUAAUGUUGCACCUGAUAAUGACAGAUCUACAGAUGUGUGUUCACCUACUUUCCCUAUCUUAGGUACUACUCCAGCUUUUGGCUCCCAGGCCUAUUGUGAAAAAGUGUCUGCAGAGGUUGUUAGACAAACUUGUUCACCCCAGCUUCCUCACUUGAAAGACACAGUCAAUCUUGCUAGUGGAAGUAAACAAUGUGACAGUUCCACCAGUCCACCAAAACUGGAAACCAACUUGCAGGUAUCAGGUAGGCAAGGACAGCCUUCCUGUGGCUGUGACACUGGCUCCCAAGCAGCACCUCUACCCAUUGAGUCAUUCACUUUCAAAGAAAAUCAGUACUGUGGAAAUACAUACCUGGAUUUGUGUGAAGAUUCCAUUGAACAGACUGAAAUAGCAGAUCUCCCUGCUUGUGAUAGCUUAAGUCCAGGCAGCCUACAGUUGGUUUCGAAGUUAAAGAAUACUUCAGGUUCCUGUUCUGUGGAUGUGAGUGCCAUGUGGUGGGAAAGGGCUGGUUGUAAAGAACCAUGUAUCAUAACUGCUUGUGAAGAUGUUGUCUCUCUUUGGAAACCUCUGGACACUUGGCAGUGGGAAGAAAUUUACACCUGGCACUUCACAGAGGUUCCAGUAUUGCAAAUAGUUCCAGUGCCUGAUGUUUAUAAUCUUGUGUGUGUAGCUUUGGGAAAUUUAGAAAUCAGAGAAAUCAGAGCAUUACUUGGUUCCUCUAGUGAUGAAAGUGAAAAGCAAGUACUACUGAAAUCUGGGAAUAUAAAAGCUGUGCUUGGUCUGACAAAGAAGAGGCUAGUCAGUAGCAGUGGGACCCUUUGUGAUCAACAAGUAGAAAUCAUGACAUUUGGAAAAGAUGGAGGAAGCAAAGACAAACUGUUUUUAAUGUCCCCUGAAGAGACUGUCCUAACUUUUGCUGAGGUCCAAGGGAUGCAAGAAGCUCUGCUUGGUACUACUAUCAUGAAUAACAUUGUUAUUUGGAACUUAACAACUGGUCAACUCCUGAAAAAGAUGCACAUUGAUGAUUGUUACCAAGCUUCAGUCUGUCACAAAGCCUAUUCUGAAAUGGGACUCCUGUUUGUUGUUCUGAGUCAUCCUUGUGCCAAGGAGAGCGAAUCAUUGGGAAGCCCUGUGUUUCAGCUGAUUGCCAUUAAUCCCAAGACGUCCCUGAAUGUGGGUGUGAUGCUGUACUGCCUUCCUCAAGGGCAGGCUGGAAGGUUCCUUGAAGGUGAUGUGAAAGAUCAUUGCGCAGCAGCUGUCUUGACUUCUGGCGCAAUUGCUGUUUGGGACUUACUUCUAGGUCACUGCACAGCUCUCCUUCCACCUGUCUCUGACCAAAAUUGGUCUUUCGUUAAAUGGUCAGGUACAGAUUCUCAUUUGCUGGCUGGACAAAAAGAUGGAAAUGUAUUUGUGUACCGCUGUUCAUAAGUUAAGGUAAAAGUUAGGCAAAGGCUUUCUGGAUAUAUUUGGCCUCUUAAUAUUUUUUCAGUUGUAACUUGACAGUUAUUAUAAGUUGACAAUAUGUGAAUGACAUUUAAAAUAUUUACUGUAUUCAUCCAGACAAACUUAACUUUUUUUUUUAAUCUUACGGUGGUGGCACUACUGACCUUGAAUGUUCACUUAUACUUAUUUUGGGGGAAAGAGCUGCUUUGGAUUAAAUAUUGUAAUUCCCCACAUUUGCACAUUUGUUUUUAAUGGUGUACAUAAAACUUUAAAUGUUAAUAAAUAUUUAUUUCGAGGUAUUCUGCUUAGAAUAUCCUUUUCUUCCUCAUUCUAUUAAGAUCGUUUUUUUGGGA
Messenger RNA from Tupaia belangeri chinensis (Chinese tree shrew), 4113 nucleotides. It is a transcript of the gene PALB2, whose product is annotated as partner and localizer of BRCA2. The coding region runs from base 215 to 3745 and encodes 1176 amino acids. Gene Ontology annotation, cellular component: nucleoplasm. The record is from RefSeq and is a predicted model, not a curated record. Gene Ontology annotation, biological process: double-strand break repair via homologous recombination. Gene Ontology annotation, molecular function: protein binding; DNA binding. Lineage: Eukaryota; Metazoa; Chordata; Mammalia; Scandentia; Tupaiidae. The transcript is spliced from 13 exons.